ACGACAGGACUCAUGCUGGAGGCGGAAAGGCUCGAAAUAAGCAGAGCACCUAGCUUGCAGAGGUCGGCCACAUUCACGGUACAACCGGCGGCCCCGGCCAGAACCAAAGCUAGUCCGGUCCAAUUCGUGGUUCCGGUUCCCUCCUCAGUUGUUCCCCGUCCCAAACCACCGGAAGCGUACCGAAGGGCACAAUUCAAACAGCCAACGACAACGACGGCCCCGGUCAGCAAACCGAGGGCAGUGGCAAGACCAAUGAGUCAACACCAUCAUCAUCAGCAGCAGGAAAACCGUGCCACGUUGACGUUCCACGAAAGCUCCACGGCCUAUAAAUCGGGACCAGCGGAAGUCGAAGCUUCCGGCCGGAAACUGACGGUUGGCCACAAACGCCCGGGUAAUCUCGGGGUAAUGAACAAAUCGCAAACUUUGCCGCGCAGCAUGGGUGGCUCGAGAACAACCCCUACCGGCAGCAAUGGAACCGGACUGAUGGGAAAUGCUGGGACAGGCGGAAUGACCGGAGUCGGAUUGGGCGGUACAGGUGGAAUGCCAAAAAUCGUGCCAAAACCAGCAGCAACACCACCUGCUAUCCGACGACAGUUUUCGAUUCCGAGUGGAUCCCCAAUUCGGAAAGCAAGCAAUGGAUAUGGAAAUAGUGGUGGGAAAAAUACACCACCUCGUUCUAAAACCCCUCUGGGUACGCCAUCUGGCAAUCAAUCGGGACAGCAACAGCCACAAAUCAAUGUCAAGGGGGUGGAGCCCAAGCUCGUUCAGAUCAUCCUGGAUGAAAUAGUCGAAGGGGGAGCUCGAGUUGAAUGGCAAGAUAUAGCCGGUCAGGAUGUGGCCAAGCAGGCUCUCCAAGAGAUGGUUAUACUACCUUCCGUCCGGCCGGAAUUGUUCACCGGUUUACGAACGCCUGCAAAAGGUUUGCUCCUUUUUGGUCCUCCUGGCAAUGGGAAAACGUUACUAGCAAGAGCGGUGGCAACGGAAUGCUCUGCAACCUUCUUCAGUAUAUCGGCUGCCACACUUACCAGCAAGUAUGUUGGCGAUGGCGAGAAACUGGUGAGGGCACUUUUUGCUGUCGCUCGGGAAAUGCAACCAUCUAUCAUUUUCAUAGACGAAGUAGAUUCGUUACUUUCCGAGCGAAGCAGUGGUGAGCAUGAAGCAACUAGGCGACUCAAAACCGAGUUCCUUGUCCAAUUCGAUGGUUUACCGGCCAAUUCCGAGGCAGACAAGAUAGUAGUGAUGGCCGCCACCAAUCGUCCUCAGGAACUCGAUGAAGCAGCCCUCCGGAGAUUCCCGAAGCGAGUGUACGUUACCUUGCCGGAUAUAGACACGCGAGAGAUACUACUGCGAAAGCUGCUCGAGAAACAGGGCAGUCCCCUGGGGGAUGCCGAUUUGAAGCGACUCGCCAUGCUAACCGAUGGCUAUUCUGGAUCCGAUUUGACUGCCCUUGCUAAAGACGCAGCUUUGGAACCUAUUAGAGAGCUGAACGUCGAGGAGGUGAAAAACAUGGACCCAACAAAACUGCGCAGCAUUCGUGAAAGCGACUUCCACAAUUCGCUGAAACGUAUCCGGCGUUCAGUGGCGCUCAACAGUCUGGCCGCGUACGAGAAGUGGUUGCACGAUUUCGGCGAUGUGACCCUGUAGAGAGAACGUAGACAAAACACCCAAUCCGAUCCCCCGCAUGGCGAAGACGCUGCUGGCUGGCUCAGUGGUACUCCCGCAUGUCGCGUGUGGGUCAAUUUUACUGGAUUUAAACAACAGGUUGCCAUUCUUUCUGGCAAUCCAUCGUACGUAGCCCACUGGGAGUAUACCAGAUACAAAUUCACUCAGAAAAAAACGGAACCAGUUUAUUUUUCCAGGAUUGCCAGUAAUGAUGUGCGAGUUGGCACAAAAAAUUGAACUGUAACCGAUUAUCAUUAGUAAUGUUACCAGUUAGUUUACCUACCUAUUCACUGUCGAUCAAAGGAAAACAUUGUAGUAAUAGUAAAGAUAUUAGUAUUAGCCAGUAUAGCCGUGACUGCAACAUUAUCUGUAGCUUAGACGAAACAACACCCAUCUGUUGAUGGGAUAUUUGUUUUCCCGCAUAUUUAAUCUUUGUUUUCUAUUUUUUGGCAAAUCAGCGCAAGCAUAAUAAAUCCAUUAUAGUUGAAGUCGGGCUCAACGUAGCUAACUCGAGAAAACCGCAUAAAAACGCAGAUUAUUCGUUUAGCUAAUAUAUCA
Uranotaenia lowii is the source of this 2220-nucleotide messenger RNA. RefSeq names its product spastin (gene spas). Gene Ontology annotation, cellular component: microtubule cytoskeleton. The transcript has 4 exons. NCBI's taxonomy places the organism in Eukaryota, Metazoa, Arthropoda, Insecta, Diptera, Culicidae. Bases 13 to 1644 code for a protein of 543 amino acids. The record is from RefSeq and is a predicted model, not a curated record. Gene Ontology annotation, molecular function: ATP hydrolysis activity; ATP binding.